This is a messenger RNA of Hyalella azteca, 2178 nucleotides long. RefSeq names its product amino acid transporter AVT1B. Gene Ontology annotation, molecular function: L-proline transmembrane transporter activity; L-alanine transmembrane transporter activity. Lineage: Eukaryota; Metazoa; Arthropoda; Malacostraca; Amphipoda; Hyalellidae. The record is from RefSeq and is a predicted model, not a curated record. Bases 514 to 1824 code for a protein of 436 amino acids. The transcript has 7 exons. Gene Ontology annotation, cellular component: vacuolar membrane. Gene Ontology annotation, biological process: L-alanine transport; amino acid transmembrane transport.
UCCAUCAGGCAGAUAAACUUCUUGAGAAAUAAUUAUAAUAGAAAACUCGGGAAUAUUAGAAGAGUGAAAGUGAUGACCUCCACCUUUAUGUUGACCUUAUCUCGUUCAAUCAGGUUACAGAGCGGCAAGGUCGUCAGGCAUAGACAAUAGUUUCUCGAAAUAUUACUAUUUCCUAUAUUCUGCGUAGCGCUGCUAGUAAAAAAUUAUGCAUCUAUCGGAAAAGUUUCGCGAUCAAUUAGCAAGCCUUUUUCUAAUCUAGGAACUUACUAAGUUGACCUAAUACCAAAAUUAUAUCGACGAUUAAAUAGUGGCAAUACCUUUCGUGACUCGAGUGCUUUCCCAAAAAAUUUCCUAGCCUAAAAUAGAAGGCACUCUAGACUAAUACAAGUUCAAAAACGUCGUUUGAUUCGAUAAAAUCAAGAAAUUAGAACGCUAUAUAGUUAAUUCCAAUAAAUCAAGUAUCCACAUAAAGCAGUUCGCGUUUUCUUCAGAAAAAAUACGAUAUAUCUAAGUAUGGAAAAUAUUAUCGAUAAAUCAAGUGGGGUAGUGAAGCCAGGCGUGGGCGACAGAAUUAACGGUUUAGGAUACCUGAUGGUAGCGUAUUUCCUGGUCACCACCGUGGUUGGGGCUGGCUUCCUCUCCUUACCCAAAGCUGUUGCAAAUACAGGAUGGAUCGGGAUUCCGUUGAUUUUACUCUUUGGAGGAUCGGUAGGCUUCGCUGUCACGAGGCUCGGUCGCACAUGGCUCAUACUGGAAGAACGAUGGCCUAAAUACAGGGAACCUGCUCGGCAGCCAUACAUGGACAUGGCUGAGAAAGCCUUCGGGACAAUAGGCAGGAGAAUCUGUUUCGGGUGCGUGAUGUUCACUCUUGUCGGUGAUGGCAUAGCAUUUCUGGUCCUGAUGGCGGGUAUGGUGAACAGCAUCAUACCAGCAGUCAGCGUGUGUGGAUGGAUCCUAAUUUUUGCAGUGCUGCUGUGGCCAACUUCGUUUUUCGGAACACCGAAAGAUUUUUGGUUGGUGUCGAUCUUUGCCGUCGUGGCCACUGGGGUGACAAUUGUAGCUAUCUUAAUUCAACUCUUCCUAGACAUCCCACUUCAUCCUGACCCUCAGUACCCAAACCCUACAAUCAAAUCUUUCUUUUUGGGCUUCAGUGCAAUAGUUUUUGCAUUUGGCGGAGUAUCAGUUUUCCCAACGCUGCAAAAUGACAUGGCCAACCGAAGAGAAUGGUGGAAAAGCGUCAUUAUUGGAUUCGCUGUCAUUUUCGCUCUAUAUCUCCCCGUGACCAUUGCCGGCUAUGUGAUCAUCGGCGUCGAUGUUAGCUCCAACAUUCUCUUGGACGCCUCGAGCGGCGUCAACAUCACCAUCGCCAUCACCCUGAACGUCGUCAACCUGUUGAUGACUUACAUCAUCUGCUUCAACCCUGUGGCGCAGGCGCUUGAAGACAUCUGUAACGUUCCUAAUUCUUUCAACUGGAAGCGCGUGUUGCUCCGUACGGCCGUUGUAGUCUUCGAAGUUUUUUUCGCAUUGGCUGUGCCGGAUUUCGGCGCCAUCUUGAACCUCAUUGGCGGGUCAACAAUAUCGAUAUUAAGCUUCAUAUUCCCGCCUCUGAUGUACAUGAGACUUACCGACAUGACAAGAGAUGAAACUUGGCAUGAAGAUGCCAAAGACAGAACCAUCCCGCUGUGGGAGCGCAUCUACCUAUGGAUGAUCGUUGUGGUUGCCGCCAUCGGCAGUGUGAUGUCAACGGUCUUCGCCCUCAUGGUUAUCCUGGAUCCUGAAACUUUAGGCGCUUCUUGUUUUGCAGACUUUUCUCUCUCCGUAUAAUGUUGUGCCGUGUAGUGUCUCAGAUAUUAUUAGUCAAUAUUUAAAGAUAGUAUUCGUCAUAGUUCGUUUAUGGAUCAGUUUUUGAGAUUAUUCAACCAUCUUUCGAUAUAAAUUAGGCACAUUGCCUUGGUUUUAUUGCGCUAUUCUUGAGAGCAUUUUCAUAAAAAGAAAUUGAUACAAGUAAAGCAGUUCAAUAAACUUAUUAAACACAUUUGGUGUAGUGUGUUGUUUACAGUCAUGAAGAAACUAUGAUCAAAUAAUAUACAUAAAUCUUUCCGAACACACAUCGGAAAACAAGCAGACUUAGCUUUGAAGGUCACUCAUCCAGUUAUAUUAUAAUUAUAUUAUACAGGG